This is a messenger RNA of Styela clava, 4220 nucleotides long. Its product is annotated as conserved oligomeric Golgi complex subunit 5-like. Gene Ontology annotation, cellular component: COG complex. The record is from RefSeq and is a predicted model, not a curated record. Gene Ontology annotation, biological process: intra-Golgi vesicle-mediated transport. NCBI's taxonomy places the organism in Eukaryota, Metazoa, Chordata, Ascidiacea, Stolidobranchia, Styelidae.
UUUGUUUUGUAGAUAUAUUCCCAGAUAUAUAGAAAGUAUGUUAAUCUAUUUGUAUAACUGCAACUGCUGCUAAAAAUAUUUAUCUUGGCAUUUGAAGCAAAAUUUUGAAUCAAUGAAUCAGAUCUUCAAUACAACAGAAUGGAUGGAAAUCCAAACAGCGAAGAUGUUGUGAACAAGUUCAAGUCUGAUGGUAUAUUAAAUCCAUUUCUGGAUGACAAUUUUGAUGUGCAAUCAUACACAACUGAAGUGAUCCAAAGUGCUGCUAUAUCUCAACGUCUUGCCCAACUCGUGGAUGGAAUAAGUAUCCUUGACAAAGAGCUACAAUCACAGAUUGCGACAAGGCAUGAAGAUCUUUUGGCUCAAGCAACUGGUAUUGAAUCUUUGGAAGGAGUUUUGAAUAUGAUGCAAACUAGGAUCCUAUCUUUGCAAUCAGCUGUUGACAGGAUCAGAGGUAAAGUUGUUGAACCGUACAAUAAAAUUCGUACCAGGACUUUGCAACUUGGAAGAUUGCAGGCUGCAUGCGACCUUCUUCGAAGAAUAAUCAGAAUAUUAUAUUUAUCGAAACGAUUGCAAGCUCAGUUACAAGGUGGAAUUCGAGAAAUCACAAAAGCUGCUCAGAGUCUGAAUGAAUUGGAUUAUCUAUCUCAAGGUGUAGAUCUGACUGGUGUUGACAUAAUAUCAGGAGAUCUUCUUUUUGCGAAAAGAGCACGAAAUGAAAUUGAAAGUCAGACAUCUCGUCUUUUAGAGCAAGGUGUACUCGCUCAAAAUCCAUCUCAAAUUGCCACAGCUCUCCAAGCUUUUUAUAACUUGGGAGAUCUGUACAACCCGCUGCGUAAAACGACAGAUGAUUUGAUAUCAUCACUUCAAUCUCAAAUAAGAAGAGCUCUUGAUCCAAAAAUAAUAUCUAACGCUGUCAAUAAUAUAUCUACCAAGACAUCUGGUUCAAAUUUAAGCCAUUCUAAAGGUCCCGGUAAAGCUGCUGGUAUGCCUACACCUGGAGAUACUCCAGCAUUCAGAACCUUGCUAUGGAAUAAUAUGGAAGAAGUUAUGGAAAAUGUUUAUCUUGCUAGUACUCAGAUCAUCAAUCUUCAGAAAGUUUUAUCGAAAAAACGAGAUCCAGUUACUCAUCACAGAUUCAUUGAUGAACUCAGUAAAGAAGGGAAAAGCACUCAAUUUGCAAGAUUGUUCUGGCAAAACAUGUCUCGAUGCAUCGAUGAAGAAUUAAAACAUGCUGUUAAAUCAUCAUCGUUUAUACAGCAAGCAUUUGAAGGAGAAUAUCCAAAAUUAAUGAGACUGUAUAAUAACCUUUGGUGCAAAGUUCUACCAUUUUGUGAAGCUUUGGAGGGCAAAGUUGAAGCUUUUAAAGACGCAACUUCGUUUGCCCCGCAAGAUAUUGAAAUACCAUCCGAUACAUCAUCAAAACCGAAAGAAACUAAUUUCAAUCCUGAACUGGCUUUGAAACAAUCACUUCGUUCAUUUGAAACUGCGUAUUUGCAACGAUCGUUAUCAAGACUGUUUGAUCCUGUCAACUUAGUUUUUCCUCCUGGUGCUAAGAAUCCUCCAUCAGAUGAAGAAGUUGAUGCAAUCAUAAAAACAAUAUCAAGUGAGAUCAGCGUAUCAAGUGUUGAUGCAGGACUGAGUAUAACAGUGGCACGAAACGUUGCAAAAACUGUCAAAUUCUUUGCCGUGAAAUCGGAACAACUGUUAUCAACUCAAGGUGAAGCAAGUCAAGUAAUAGGACCACCGAAUUUAAAUCAAAGAUGCAAUGCCAAUGUCAUCAAUUCACUCUACAGAUUGCAGAAAUCUUUAUCAAAGGUAUUUGCUGAACAUCCUGAUUAUUCACCAGAAGCCAUUGAAAUUGUCCAGGAAUCAUUGGUAGUUUUAACAAUUUUAAUGUCAAAUGGUAUCAGACCAUUGUUAUCAUCCAUGGCUGAUUCAGUAGAAGCAAUCAUACUUACUAUUCACAAUGAAGAUUUUUCAAGGGGGAAUCCAGAACCUGGUGAAAAUGUUCUUUGUUCUCUUUAUAUGAAAGAGCUUCAAGAUUUCAUCAGUAGAGUUGUUAAAGAUCACUUAGCGUUGUUCAAGUGUAAGGAUUUUGUUAUUGAAAGUUUAAUUCCUCUCGGUCAAAGAGCUUUGACUUUAUUUGUUCGACAUGCUACUCUUGUGCGACCUCUGGGGGAAGGUGGGAAAGUAAUUUUGGCUGCUGAUUUUGCUCAGAUGGAAUUAGCAGUAACCCCAUUGUGUCGACGAAUGAGUGAACUUGGAGCUCCAUACAGAAUACUACGUGCUUUCAGACCUUUGCUAUUUGUCACCGAUGCUGGGAUUUCUGAGAGUCCUUCUGUUGGAGAAGUGAUUCCUUACAGUACCGUUAUUCAUUAUUUGUUCUCGAGAGCACCAGACGAAUUUCGUUCUUCUCAUAAGGUUAUGGAUUGGUCUCUUAGUAGAUACAGUAAAUGGAUGGAUGAACAUAAAACUGAAAAAGAAAGAUUGAAUAUGUUACGAGGAACAAUAGAACAUUACGUUAAUUCAGUUAAAUCUAGACAAGGCACCGAAUUUGCUGCAAUAUACCCUAUAAUGCUAGGACUUUUACAGAAGGGAAUGGAAAAGAAUAGCUGAAAUGUAGAUAAAUCGGGCCAUGUUCACAACACGACGUAAGUACCCCUAGUUGGCGUGGCAUAACCAUUUUUGCAUAUGUUAUUCCCAACCCCCACCUGACUACAUCAUUUUAAAAUUACACCACUACGACGUCACAGUAACGUAAUAAGGUCCCCCCAAACUAUACUGACUGUCGUCUUAGACGUGCAGACGAUCACCCGAAAUCCUGCAAGCUAUUUUUCUCGUUUUCUCGUAACAAUCCCGAUAUGACAGAGAUUGCUUACGUUAGUGAGUUCGUUAUCGUUGGCGAAGAUGCCAUUUCGGGCGAUCAUAGUUAUACUUUAGCAAGCUGUUUGACGUGAUUGUGAGGUCGUAGUGACGUAAUCUUUGGAAGAGGGAGUCAGGUGGGGGUUCAGAAUAACAUAUGCAAAAAGGGUUGUGCCAUGCCAAAUAGAAGUACUUACGUCGUUUAGUGAACAUGCGUCGAAAAAUCUACCGGGUCAGAAAUCGGUGUUUGCACAUCCUAUGAUUUCUGUUACUGUAAUCAUAUGUUUUACUUCAUUUCCUUGCUUAUGAGGUAUAUUUCGGUGUAAAUUCAAAAAGUGUUAUUACCAUGAUGACCUAGAAUUUCCUAAUAUUGUUUACAUGUGAAAGCUAUGUGACGUGCUCAAAUGCUGAAACUAUAGUGGCUAAAUAUUUCUUGGUUUAGAAAGUUAGUUACAUAGUAUCAUCUUUUUUAUGUUUACCCCUUGAAAUAUAUAUACAAUAAAAUAGUUAUUCAUCUAACACAGUAAUUGUCAUCUGCACAUAAUAACACACAGUCUGAGUCUCAGAUAACCUUGACCCCCUGGAAAAUUGAUUUAAUGCAAUGUAUUCAGCUAUUAAUAGUCAAACUUCAUCAGUAUUCACUGUUACCCUCGUACCGCGAUUGUAAGAGAAUUGGGCCAAUAUGUCUGAUUGCAGAUAACUAUUCAGACUCUCAUAAACAGUUCCAAAAUUUAAAUUCAAGUGGAACCAAAAGCUCGCAUUUUAAGAAGUCAAUAUAUCGCAUGCUAUUGUCUUCAAGGUUAGUAAAUAUAUUUUCUGCUUGCUCCCUCUGAUCCCACGAAUCCGUUUACAUCGAUAAGAUUCUAUCUUGUGAUACGUUUGUUAGUCGAAAGGAUUUUUGGACACAAAUUGACCUACAGAUCAUUUUGCUAAAUUAUUGUUGCUGUUAUUCUUCUUGAUGUUGGGGAAGAAAUUUCUUUCACAAAUCUUUGUCCAAUCGGUUCCAAAUUUAUUUAUUUCCUCCCGUCAACCGCCUUCGAAUUAAACACCCAUCUAUCAUUUUGGCCUAUUUCUGUGCUCUUAAAGUUUACUGUAGCAAUCUGCGAGUGUCCAUAUCUUUGAGCGUUGCUCUCUAGUUUUCUUACAAGUUAUACUAAUAUUGGAAUGAUAAAUUUAUUGAAAUAAUAUUGAAGCUUAGGAACAUAUGCAUAACUAUAGCAGGUGGCGAUAUUAAUAGUCAGUUUAAAAUGCAAUAUAUAUGUAAUUUACAAUAUUUCCAAUGAUGUUGGUGCUUUAUAUUAUGUAUCAUGGUAAAAUAAAAAAACAAUUGCUUUCUGGUAAAUUGUUUAAAGAACCGG